CAUAUCAAAGUGCAUGAAGGCAGAGCAGAAGGAUAAACAGCAGUGUGAUGCCGUCCUCAUUGUAUGAAUUAUAUUUAUACCAUGAGGGUUUGUUUCCUCUCACUGCCCACAGUGUCCUGAUGGAGAGAGCAGACUCCCCUGUACCCAGCAGUGUGAUGCCGUCCCCAUUGUAUGAAUUAUAUUUAUACCAUGAGGGUUUGUUUCCUCUCACUGCCCACAGUGUCCUGAUGGAGAGAGCAGACUCCCCUGUGCCCAGCUGUGUUUCCCUGAAGAGUGACAGGUCAAUCGGAAUUCCAAUUAACUUCAGAGAGGGACCUUUUCCUACAGAUCAAAGUGUCCUGAUGGAGAGAGCAGACUCCCCUGUACCCAGCAGUGUGAUGCCGUCCCCAUUGUAUGAAUUAUAUUUAUACCAUGAGGGUUUGUUUCCUCUCACUGCCCACAGUGUCCUGAUGGAGAGAGCAGACUCCCCUGUGCCCAGCUGUGUUUCCCUGAAGAGUGACAGGUCAAUCGGAAUUCCAAUUAACUUCAGAGAGGGACCUUUUCCUACAGAUCAAAGUGUCCUGAUGGAGAGAGCAGACUCCCCUGUGCCCAGCUGUGUUUCCCUGAAGAGUGACAGGUCAAUCGGAAUUCCAAUUAACUUCAGAGAGGGACCUUUUCCUACAGAUCAAAGUGUCCUGAUGGAGAGAGCAGACUCCCCUGUACCCAGCAGUGUGAUGCCGUCCCCAUUGUAUGAAUUAUAUUUAUACCAUGAGGGUUUGUUUCCUCUCACUGCCCACAGUGUCCUGAUGGAGAGAGCAGACUCCCCUGUGCCCAGCUGUGUUUCCCUGAAGAGUGACAGGUCAAUCGGAAUUCCAAUUAACUUCAGAGAGGGACCUUUUCCUACAGAUCAAAGUGUCCUGAUGGAGAGAGCAGACUCCCCUGUACCCAGCAGUGUGAUGCCGUCCCCAUUGUAUGAAUUAUAUUUAUACCAUGAGGGUUUGUUUCCUCUCACUGCCCACAGUGUCCUGAUGGAGAGAGCAGACUCCCCUGUGCCCAGCUGUGUUUCCCUGAAGAGUGACAGGUCAAUCGGAAUUCCAAUUAACUUCAGAGAGGGACCUUUUCCUACAGAUCAAAGUGUCCUGAUGGAGAGAGCAGACUCCCCUGUGCCCAGCUGUGUUUCCCUGAAGAGUGACAGGUCAAUCGGAAUUCCAAUUAACUUCAUAGAGGGACCUUUUCCUACAGAUCAAAGUGUCCUGAUGGAGAGAGCAGACUCCCCUGUGCCCAGCUGUGUUUCCCUGAAGAGUGACAGGUCAAUCGGAAUUCCAAUUAACUUCAGAGAGGGACCUUUUCCUACAGAUCAAAGAGACCAAAUGGAAGAAUGCAGUUCAGAUCUACAUGAUAAAUCGGAUUUAUCAGCCAUAUCGAAGUCACUACAGGAAAAAGCCGUAAAGUUCCUAAAGGAUGAGCUGAAGAAGUUUGUGAGGUACCUAGAUCAGAAUUACCCAGAAUGCUCUGAGCCUCAGCUGGAGGAGGACAAUGACCUGGACAGUGAUGGUCAGAUGCAGAAAACCUGUGGCAGAGAGGGAGCUCUGAAGAUCACACUGUACAUCCUGAGGACCAUGAAGCAAAAUGAUCUCGCUGACAUGCUGGAGAAGAGACUCAUGCUGCAAUAUCAGCGGGAAAUCAAACGUAAACUUAAGAAGCAAUUUGAGUGUGUAUUUGAAGGGAAAGCUAAGGAAGGACAGCCAACACUUCUCAGUGAGAUUUACACAGAACUCUACAUAACUGAAGGUGGGACUGGAGAAGUCAAUGAUGAACAUGAAGUGAGACAGAUUGAAACAGCAUCCAAGAAAAGGCGAACAGAAGAUACUACAGUCAAGUGCAAUGAUAUAUUUAAACCCUUAUGUGGGCGUGAGACACCUAUCAGAUCUGUACUCAGUAAAGGGGUGGCAGGUAUCGGGAAAACAGUCUCUGUGCAGAAAUUUAUUCUCGACUGGGCAGAAGGAAAAGCAAACCAGGAUGUUCACUUCAUAUUUGCUCUUCCUUUCCGGGACCUGAAUUUGAUUAAGGAUGAAUACAGUCUGAUUGAACUGCUUCACCGCUUUGUCCCAGAACUGAAAUCAUUUCAAUCCAUUGAGCUGUUUAGGUACAAAGUCUUGUUCAUCUUUGAUGGUCUGGAUGAGUGUCGCCUUCCUCUAGAUUUUCAGAACAAUGAGAGCUGGUUUGAUGUAACAAAGAAAAUGUCACUGGAUGUGCUGUUGACUAACCUCAUUAAGGGGAAUCUGCUUCCAUCUGCUCUCCUCUGGAUAACCUCCCGGCCAGCAGCAAGCAAUCAGAUACCUCCUAAGUGUGUCCACCGGGUGACAGAGAUACGAGGGUUCAGUGAUGCCCAGAAGGAGGAGUAUUUCAGGAGGAGAUUCAGUGAUGAGAGCCUGGCCAGCAGGAUUAUCACACAUGUGAAAUCAUCAAGGAGCCUCUUCAUCAUGUGCCACAUACCUGUGUUCUGCUGGAUUUCAGCCACUGUCCUUGAGAGGCUUUUUAGUGAGACUGACAGGGGAGAAAUUCCAAGGACUCUGACUGAAAUGUACACACACUUCCUGAUCUUUCAGGCGAGUUUAAAAAUAGACAAAUAUUCGAAAAACGAUGAAACCAAGCUUAAUGAAUACAGCAAGGAAUUCCUUUUGAAACUUGGUAAACUGGCUUUUGACAACCUUGAGAAAGGCAAUCUCAUAUUUUAUGAGCAAGAUCUGACAGAGAAUGGCAUUGAUGUCGCUGAAGCUUCAGUUUACUCUGGAGUGUGUACAGAAGUCUUUAAAGAGGAAUAUGGGCUGUAUCGGGAGAAGGUGUACUGCUUUGUGCAUCUGAGCAUCCAGGAGUAUCUCGCUGCUUUAUAUGUGUUUCUAUCAAACUCGUCAGCUGACCUGCUGAAGACUGCAGUGGAUCAGGCAUUAGAGAGCAAGAAUGGACACUUGGACCUCUACCUCCGCUUCCUCCUGGGCCUCUCAACAGACUCCAGUAGGACUCUGUUACAAAAACUACUGGGAGAGACAAGAAUCGGCUCACAUACCAUUAAGGAAAUGGAGCAAUACAUCCAUCCAUCCAAUGUCUGUCCCCCCGUGUCCUCGGGGCUGCUGGGGACUAAAGCUUUUCCCCAAAGCUCCAUGCCCAUGGCAUGGAAUAACCCAGGAUGGGAUGCCAGUCUAUCACAGCCUCAAUACAUCCAUCCAUCCAAUGUCUGUCACCCUGUGUGCUCAGGGCCGCUGGGGACUAAAGCUUUUCCCCAAAGCUCCAUGCCCAUGGCAUGGAAUAACCCAGGAUGGGAUGCCAGUCUAUCACAGCCUCAAUACAUCCAUCCAUCCAAUGUCUGUCACCCUGUGUGCUCAGGGCCGCUGGGGACUAAAGCUUUUCCCCAAAGCUCCAUGCCCAUGGCAUGGAAUAACCCAGGAUGGGAUGCCAGUCUAUCACAGCCUCAAUACAUCCAUCCAUCCAAUGUCUGUCACCCUGUGUGCUCAGGGCUGCUGGGGACUAAAGCUUUUCCCCAAAGCUCCAUGCCCAUGGCAUGGAAUAACCCAGGAUGGGAUGCCAGUCUAUCACAGCCUCAAUACAUCCAUCCAUCCAAUGUCUGUCACCCUGUGUGCUCAGGGCCGCUGGGGACUAAAGCUUUUCCCCAAAGCUCCAUGCCCAUGGCAUGGAAUAACCCAGGAUGGGAUGCCAGUCUAUCACAGCCUCAAUACAUCCAUCCAUCCAAUGUCUGUCACCCUGUGUGCUCAGGGCCGCUGGGGACUAAAGCUUUUCCCCAAAGCUCCGUGCCCAUGGCAUGGAAUAACCCAGGAUGGGAUGCCAGUCUAUCACAGCCUCAAUACAUCCAUCCAUCCAAUGUCUGUCACCCUGUGUGCUCAGGGCCGCUGGGGACUAAAGCUUUUCCCCAAAGCUCCGUGCCCAUGGCAUGGAAUAACCCAGGAUGGGAUGCCAGUCUAUCACAGCCUCAAUACAUCCAUCCAUCCAAUGUCUGUCACCCUGUGUGCUCAGGGCCGCUGGGGACUAAAGCUUUUCCCCAAAGCUCCAUGCCCAUGGCAUGGAAUAACCCAGGAUGGGAUGCCAGUCUAUCACAGCCUCAAUACAUCCAUCCAUCCAAUGUCUGUCACCCUGUGUGCUCAGGGCCGCUGGGGACUAAAGCUUUUCCCCAAAGCUCCAUGCCCAUGACAGGGACUGACCUAGAAUUGGGUGCCAGUCUAUCGCUGGCCGAAUACAUCAAGAAGAAAAUACAGAAGAAAUUAUCUCCGGAAAGGACCAUCAACCUGUUCCACUGUCUGGUUGAGCUGGGUGACAGUUCUCUAAUACAGGAAGUACAAAGAUACCUGAAUUCAGGGAGCCUUUCAGCAGAAGAUCUCUCACCUGCACAGUACUCAGCUCUGGCCUUUGUGAUGCUGAUGUCAGAUGAGGAGCUGGAUGUGUUUGAUAUGAAGAAAUACAUCAGAUCAGAUGAAGAGCACUGGAGGCUACUGCCUGUGGUCAAGAACUCCAGGACGGCUCUGCUGAAAAGCUGCGGGCUCACAAAUGAACACUGUGAAAUGCUGACUUCAGCUCUAAGAUCAAACUCCUCACCCCUGAGAGAGCUGGACCUGAGUGACAAUGACCUAAAGAAUAAAGGAGUGAUGCUGCUCUUUGCUGGACUGGGGGAUUCACACUGUAAACUGGGGUUACUAAGGCUGUCAAGCUGUAGAGUCACAGAAGAUGGCUGUUCUUCUCUGGCUUCAGCUCUGAGGUCAAACCCCUCACACCUGAGAGAGCUGGAUCUGAGCUACAAUGACCUGCAUGAUUCAGGAGUGAAGCUGCUCUCUGCUGUACUGGAGGAUCCCAGCUGUAAACUGGAGGCACUGAGGCUGUCAGGCUGUAGAGUCACAGAAGAAGGCUGUUCUUCCCUGGCUUCAGCUCUGAGGUCAAACCCCUCACACCUGAGAGAGCUGGACCUGAGUGACAAUGACCUGCAGGAUUCAGGAGUGAAGCUGCUCUCUGCUGUACUGGAGGAACCCAGCUGUAAACUGGAGAAGCUGAAGAUGUCAGGCUGUAGAGUCACAGAAGAAGGCUGUUCUUCCCUGGCUUCAGCUCUGAGGUCAAACCCCUCACACCUGAGAGAGCUGGACCUGAGCUACAAUCACCCAGGAGACUCAGGAGUGAAGCUGCUCUCUGCUGUACUGGAGGAUCCCAGCUGUAAACUGGAGAAGCUGAAGCUGUCAGGCUGUAGAGUCACAGAAGAAGGCUGUUCUUCCCUGGCUUCAGCUCUGAGGUCAAACCCCUCACACCUGAGAGAGCUGGAUCUGAGCUACAAUCACCCAGGAGACUCAGGAGUGAAGCUGCUCUCUGCUGUACUGGAGGAUCCCAGCUGUAAACUGGAGAAGCUGAAGGUGAACCGGUGUGAACUCACAGAGAAAUGCUGUGAGGUACUGAUUUCAGCUUUAAGAUCAAACUCCUCACCCCUGAGAGAGCUGGACUUGAGUGACAAUGACCUGCAGGAUUCAGGAGUGAAGCUGCUCUCUGCUGGACUGGGGGAUUCACACUGUAAACUGGAGAUACUGAGGCUGUCAGGCUGUAGAGUCACAGAAGAAGGCUGUUCUUCCCUGGCUUUAGCUCUGAGGUCAAACCCCUCACACCUGAGAGAGCUGGAUCUGAGCUACAAUCACCCAGGAGACUCAGGAGUGAAGCUGCUCUCUGCUGUACUGGAGGAUCCCAGCUGUAAACUGGAGAAGCUGAAUGUGGACCAUGGUGGAGAGUGCAGGACCAGACCAGGCGUACAGAGAUACUCCUGCCAGCUGACGCUGGACCCCAACACAGCAAACAGACUCCUGUCUCUGUCAGGGGGGGACAGGAAGGUGACACGGGGGGCAGAGGAGCCAUAUCCUGAUCAUCCAGAGAGAUUUGACAGCCGCCCCCAAGUUCUGUGCAGAGAGAGUCUGACUGGCCGCUGUUACUGGGAGGCUGAGUGGGAUGGAGAUGUAGCCCUGAUAGGAGUCACUUAUAAAGGGAUCAGGAGGAAAGGAGGGAGUGACUGUGUCAUUGGAUUCAAUAACAAGUCAUGGUGUCUGCGCUGUGAUCCUGACAGUUACUCUGUCUGGCACAAUAAUAAACAGACUCUCAUACCCAUAUGGCCCUCAGGCUCCCGCAGAGUAGGAGUGUAUCUGGACUGGGGGGCUGGUGCUCUGUCCUUCUACAGAGUCUCCUCUGAUGGACUGACCCCCCUGUACAGAUUCACCUGCUCAUUCACUGAGUCCCUCUAUCCAGGGUUUUAUGUUCAUAACUCCUCAGUGUCACUGUGACGUGUUGCUGGUUCUCCUGGCAAAAAGGUCAAAUCUCUGCUUUUUAACCUUUAUAAUACUUUUUACUCUCAAAUGUAUGUUUGACAAAAAUAAGUUUUUCUCUCUGACUAAAAUGUAACUAAAUAUAAUCCUGAUUGGGGGGGGGGGGCUUUCCCCCUCCCCUGUAUAUGUACAUUUUAUAUAUUUAUGCCUAUUUACUAUAUUACUGUACAAUGACAAUAAAGUCUUUCUGUUCUGU
Molecule: messenger RNA, 6531 nt
Organism: Brienomyrus brachyistius
Lineage: Eukaryota; Metazoa; Chordata; Actinopteri; Osteoglossiformes; Mormyridae
Exons: 19
Coding region: 48-6293 (2081 amino acids)
Molecular function (GO): protein binding
Source: RefSeq, a predicted model, not a curated record